AUGACAACCCUGUCACACAUGGCCACUUUCAUCUCCAGUGACAACCUGUCCCUGUCACCCACAGCCACUGGCACUCCAGGAGACAACCGUCACCCUGAAAGACAGCCUGUCCUGUCACCCACCAUGGCAACCCUGUCACCCAUGGCCACUGUCACCCUGAGAGACAGCCUGUCACCCACGCCACUGUCACUCCAGGAGACAAUCGUCACCCUGAGAGACAGCCUGUCCCUGUCACCCACAGCCCCCAGCACCCACAGUGACACCCUGUCCCUCUCACCAACAGCCACUGUCACUCCAGGAGACAAUCGUCACCCUGAGAGACAGCCUGUCACCCACGGCAACCAUCACUUGCAGGCCACUGUCACCCUGAGAGACAGCCUGUCACCCACGGCAACCAUCACUUGCAGUGACACCCUGUCCCUGUCACCCCCAGCCACUGUCACCCACAGUGACAACCUGUCUUUGUCACCCAGGGCCACUGUCACCCUGAGAGACAGCCUGUCACCCACGGCAACCAUCACUUGCAGUGACACCCUGUCCCUGUCACCCCCAGCCACUGUCACCCACAGUGACAACCUGUCUUUGUCACCCAGGGCCACUGUCACCCUGAGAGACAGCCUGUCACCCACGGCAACCAUCACUUGCAGUGACACCCUGUCCCUGUCACCCCCAGCCACUGUCACCCACAGUGACAACCUGUCUUUGUCACCCAGGGCCACUGUCACCCUGAGACACAGGCUGCCAACCACAGCAACCAUCACUCACAGCUACAGCUUGUCCCUGUCACCCACAGCCACUGUCACCCUGACAGACAGCCUGACCCCCUCACCCACCAUGACAACCCUGCCACCUACAGCCACUGUCACCUGCAGUGACAACCUGUCCUUGUCACCCAGGGCCCCUAUCACCCUGAGAGACAGACUGUCACCCACAGCAACCAUCACCUGCAGCAACACCCUGUCCCUGUCACCCACAGCCACUGUCACCUCCAGUGAGAACCUGUCCCGGUCACCCAUGGCAACCAUCACCCACAGUGAUGUCCUGUACCUGUCACCCACAGGCACUGUCACCCACAGUGACAACCUGUCCCUGUCAACCACAGCCACUGUCACCCCAGCAGACAACUAUCACCCUGAGAGACAACCCGUCACCCACAGUGACAACACUGUCACCUGGAGAGACAGCCCAGCUCUGUCACCUAUGAUAACCGUCACACUGGGAGGUGGCUGUUACUGUCACCCACCAUGA
Molecule: messenger RNA, 1248 nt
Organism: Nipponia nippon (crested ibis)
Lineage: Eukaryota; Metazoa; Chordata; Aves; Pelecaniformes; Threskiornithidae
Source: RefSeq, a predicted model, not a curated record